Molecule: messenger RNA, 2361 nt
Organism: Paramecium tetraurelia
Lineage: Eukaryota; Ciliophora; Oligohymenophorea; Peniculida; Parameciidae
Exons: 5
Source: RefSeq, a predicted model, not a curated record
AUGAUUUCAAGGAAAGAAACAUCAUUAUCUCAAAAUAAAGAAAAAGAUGAAAAGCAUGGUAAAUUGAUGAAGCAACCCUCCUCAUUUUUUAAAUCUUUCAAUUCCUCUAAAAAGGGAGUGAAAGAUGGAGAAGACUUUUAGUUUUUUGUUCGUAAUUAAGAUUGCAGCUUUUACACCAUAUUUUAUAUGCUUGUUAACUUUUCAAAAGUAGAAGAAGACCAAAAAAAGAAAGGAUUCUCCUUAUUAACCAACAGCAAACCUUUAAUGAAUAUGGAAACAUAUAAUGAUAUAAGUGUGCUUCAUCCGGAACUUAUAUAUUUUUUUUCCGUUAUUUCAGUGAGGGAUUUACAUGAUUUCUACAUUGAUUUUUAUGCAUCUUUUGAUGCAAACAAAAAUUUUACAUUAGAAAGGAAAGAACUGACGAAAAUGUUCACCAUUGUCCUUGAUUUCUUGGGACAUAAGAAAUUUAAAGUGUUUAGUGAUAGAACUUUAAUUGAAGCAGAUGCUUUUGAAGGUAAAUUAACAUAAAAAUAAAUUGAUGACAUUUCCGAGAAUUUUUUGUUGCCAGAAGACCAAAGCAAAGUUGAUUACUUACUUAUUUUCCCAUAUAUUUUAAGUUUUUAUUUAGAAUACUCCUAUUAAGAAAUUAAGAAUAAAUAAAAACGUUUAGAGAUUAUAAAAGGGAUUGAAACCAUUAAAGGAAAAGAAGUAGAAAUAAAGAAUAUAACCAGUCUGAUUUCUAUUUUAAAAGAAAUGGGAAUUGAUUAUUUCAAAGAAAAAAAUACUUAUAAAUUAUCUUAUCGAGACGUUGAAAAUAUCCUUUUAAAGUUUAAAAACAUUCAAAAAUGGAUGACCUUUGAUGUUAUUUAAUAAAUUUUAUAAUCAUUAAGUAAAAUAAUGCAAGUAGAUGCAAAAACAUAAGAAGAAACAAAAAAAAUCAAAGUUCACAAAAUUAUUGAUUUUCUAGCACUCAAAUUAUGUGUUCAUCAAAAUUGUUUAAAAAUCAAAUAACAAAAAAAUAAUGUAAAUCAAUCAGUUUUUUUAGAAAUAUUGAUUUUAUGGAAUUGUGCAUAGUACUCUUAAUGGGCAUCUGAAAAAUACUUCACCUAAAAAUUCUAAAAAUACCUGAAUUCUCACUAUUACGGAUAGUAAUCUUUUAGUAGAACUGAAUUAUAAAGAUGCUUAGAAGGCUUUUUUAAGAAAUUUUUUUAAUUAAUGCCGAAGCAAUAAAUUUAUAAAAUAAUUUAGUGUCAUUAAUUAUUUACUGAUGAAAAUAUUGUAAGAAAUCAGAAAAUAGAAAGGGAAGAUUUAAUCUAAUCUUUGUAUUCUAUGGUUUGCUAAGAAGGAUUUAAGAAACUAAAAUAAUAUGUUAAAAUAAAAUUUGACGGCAUUAUCAAAAGCACAGGCAAUACUGUAUAAUAUUCAAAUUAUGGAAAAAUAAUUGAUUAAGAAAGCGUACAGGGAGGAAUAUCAUCAUAAAGACAAUUAUUAGAAUAAUCGUAAUAACAAAAUUAGAAUACUACUAAUAAAGUAUAACAAAAAGAGAAAAAAGAAGAAGAAAGUGAAAAAAGUGAAUCAAGUGAAGAGGAAACUAAAAAUGUAAAAGUAACUCAAAAGUUUAAAACAGCGGUGAGAGCCAUUUAAUCAGGAAAUGCCUUUAUUUAAGAAAAAAAAGAAGGAAAGGAUAUUUUAAAAGCAUGUUUAAUUAUGGAUAGUUUCUUAAAAAGAUAAACAUAAAGAAUCAAAAGUCAUUGUAAAGAAACUAAAUCCCUAAAUUCUUCUUUCAUUAAACAAGACCUCUCCAGAAUAGAAACUUAAUAAAAUUAAUUGGAAAAUAAUGACUAAAGUUUGAUUUUUGAUCCUUCUGCAUAAAUUAAUCAAAAAAGAAAAGAACAAAAGCAAAGUGAAUUUUGCGGAACCAAAAAAGAGAAAGAAAAAAAAGGAUGGGAAAUAAGUAACAAUUAGGUUUAAAAGACAGAAAACACUGAAGUUAUAGAAAUACUUCCAAGUUAAGAUAAAGCUAAAGUUGAAUAAAACCAGGAUUUAGUUUUUACUGAAUCAAAGAACAAGCACAAAGAUAGAAAUUAAAUUUCAAAUGAAUUGUAAAUGAUCUUAGGUAAAUCAAAUGAUGAGUUUGGCCCAAAUAAUUUUAAGAAAGCAAUUAGGUUACAGUCUACCGUGGAAGCUUCAUAAUCAGCAAGGCCAUUUAUAAAAUAAAGCGAGUAAUAAGAUAAUUUAGUGAUAAUUGAUGAAACUGCAUUAGAAUAAAUGAUUAAAAGCAAUUAAAAUAAAACAAAAGUAAAAAGCAAGACCUAAAAUCGUAAAUCAACUCGGGAUGAUUGUUAAUGCAGAGUAUUUUGA